AUGUCGGAGGGAACAAAAAUCAAUAGUAAUAGUAUGGAAGUCGACAGCCCAGAUUACACCCCAUCCGUCGACACUGUUGAUACAGCCAAGCCUGAAAUGAAGAAUGUACUGAAUUGUGAAGAAAGCGAAGUCCAAGACUAUCCAUCCGCCAAUACAGAAAACGGGCGUCAAAUGGGACAUCCAUCAAUCCUUGAUGAGGCCAGGAUACAAUCGGAAGGAAAGAACGACAUCGAAGAUGCACAAAUGACAGAUCCAAACGAAGACGGUACCGGUCCCGAAUCAGUUUUAAAAGAAGCCAAACCGAAUGGCAUGAACACUGAACCUGCUCUACCCAACAACAUCUCUGAGAAAAUCAAGUCUGGCCCAAAGACCCCAAAAACGAGCCAAGAGUUCAUCGAAGACAUCGUAAUCCGCUUCGCUAGCUCCAGAGAACACCAGCUCUCUGCUGAUGCUUCUCCUGAAGAGAAAGCCCGUGUUCGCCAGAAAGUGCUAAACGACAAGGAGACGCGCCACCGACUCAUCUUCCAGCAGUGGCCGCGCGCGCCGAAAGGCGAAAUCCUCCGCAAGGAGAACAGCGAGCUGGGGAAGAUGACGCCGAACGGCCAUGAGCUCUGGGGCGCGUCGCUGCUGGACUUCUACUUCGUGAGGCGGAUUCCGGACUUGAUGGGCUUAGAGACGUUGACAACGGGUAGCAAGAUGCUCGCCUGGGUAAGGAAGCACGGAGAGGUCGAGUUUGCGAAGGAGUUUGUCCGCAACACGGAAAGGGAACCGGACCCGGAGAAGAUCGAGCCGUAUGACAUUGCAAAGGCGAUCAUGGAAACUGAACAGGAAUUGCGAUGGCGGCUGGGCUUGGUCGGCGUAGAAUGGCAUCCAACGGGACCAGUGUUCCAGCCGGACGCUUAUCCUCCAAGGUGGCCAAGGGGGCCUUUAUUCGAAGUCGCCAACCAGUACGUCCCUAGCCUGCAAAAGUACAUCCCGCACACUCUGUUGCCCUCUCGACUCGUUGUACACGACCCGUGGAACGUGCUCACUGUGACGAACAAGAGUCGUGAUUGGUGGAACGCCGAGAGAAAAUGGUCAGAGGACGACAUGACCUACAUAUACAAACUCUCCAGCAAUCAUAAUACCCCGUCGAAGAAGCAGGACGAGAAAGACAGAGUCGCGAAGGAGAAGCACAAGAAGGUACUGGAAACGUUCCUCGCGGACCCGCAUACACGCAACGAGCUUCCAGACGGAGUGAUGGUCCAGACAGACAACAAGAUUGGCACGGGAAACCAUUCCCAUGUGUUCAAGGCACGCUGGGAGUUGCCACGAUCCUUCCUUGUGAAGGAAGAGCUCUGCAUGACGUGCGUAAUGGACGAUAUGGCUGAGCAGCUGAAGGAACAGGAGGGUGAUGAAGCGAAGUCGCACGGGAUGUGUGGCGUAUAUGUUUGCAAGGUUGAAUCGAGACCGGAGGUGGUGACGACGAUGGCGAACGAGGACGGCGAGGAGCAACAGUACAUCCUCGAAGAAGGGCACUACUCCGAGAAGAUGGUUUACGAAGGUCUUCUUCUCACUCGAGUCAAGUACCAGAACCUCGAGCGCGGCGCAUACUGCGAGCAUAUCCGGGAGGAAGAGAGGGCUAUCCACCCCCUCACUGCUACAGUUAGCGUCGCUGCAAAACUGUCGAUGGAAUGCGAUAACCAUCUGGCAAGAGAAGCAAAUAACUACCAGAGUUUCCCUCGACACUUCUGGGAACAUUGGAGCGGCUAUAACCUCAUCCUUCCCAUUCACGACCCCGUCCCGAUCGGUCCUCUGGCACCACAGUUCUAUGGGUAUUAUGUUCCCGACGAUGAUGCGAUGGAGAAAGAGGCGAAGGAGGCCGCUCGCCAAGUGACACAGGAGCAACAAAUUUCGACCGGCGGUCGUGGAAAUCCGGAAGCAGCAAAGGCAGAGAAUCAGGAGAAGGACGACCCAAUGAAUGACGAUGAAUCUCUUUCCCUUGAGGCUGGAGAGGCGAAAGAGCAAGGCGACGACAUCGAAUUGAAUGCCCAGAACAAUGGGGAUGGAAGUGCCGAUCGUGAUUCCGGAGAGGUGGCGAUGGAUGCGUCGGACGAGGGCGUUAAAGAUGUCCAAAUGGCCGACGCAUCAGCUGAGGAUUGCGCCCGUGGAUCCGAAGAGCCCAAGUUGCAAAGCGAGAAGCGGGUAGACCAAAAUACGGGAGACAAAGUUGAAACCUUUAAUGGCGAGAAGAAGGUGGAAGCUUCGAAAGAAGGGAGGGAGGACCAAAACAACGAUGUCUCAAUGGCCGCAGAAUCCCAUCCUGUCUCUAAACCCCCGCCUGUUCCCAAACCCAGAGUUCGACCAGAGUACCUCAGCUCGUCGAGGACUGUGGUGAACCGAUUGAACCAGAAUCGCUGA
Messenger RNA from Cyclocybe aegerita, 2400 nucleotides. The record is from the annotation of a GenBank genome assembly. Lineage: Eukaryota; Fungi; Basidiomycota; Agaricomycetes; Agaricales; Hemipholiotaceae.